This is a messenger RNA of Closterium sp. NIES-67, 1035 nucleotides long. The record is from the annotation of a GenBank genome assembly. NCBI's taxonomy places the organism in Eukaryota, Viridiplantae, Streptophyta, Zygnematophyceae, Desmidiales, Closteriaceae.
UCGAUCAGCCUCAACCCUACUAAAGACCGCCCUUCACACUGUGUCCCUCAGCUUCAGCAGCACUUCCUUCACACCAGUUUCCUCUACCUUCCAAGCAGACAGAAAUGGCUGCCCUCGCCAACGCCGCUGUUGCUCCGUCCACCUUCGUCGGCCAGAGCGCUGAGCUCGCCGCCAAGGUGAACAAUGUGGAGGCUCGCGUCUCCAUGAGGAAGACCGCCAAGGCGGCUCCCGCCAGCUCCUUCUACGGCCCCGACCGCCCCCAGUUCCUGGGCCCCUUCUCCUCCCCCCCGUCGUACCUGACCGGCGAGUAUGCCGGUGACUACGGGUGGGACACGGCGGGUCUGUCCGCCGACCCCGAGACGUUCGCGAAGAACCGCGAGCUGGAGGUGAUCCACGCUCGGUGGGCUCUUCUCGGUGCCCUGGGCUGCCUGACCCCCGAGCUUCUGGCCGGCAACGGCGUGAACUUCGGCGAGGCUGUGUGGUUCAAGGCCGGCGCCCAGAUCUUCUCGGAGGGCGGCCUUGACUACCUGGGCAACCCCAGCCUGAUCCACGCCCAGUCCAUCCUGGCCAUCUGGGCGUGCCAGGUGAUCCUGAUGGGCGCCGUGGAGAGCUACCGCGUGGGUGGCCUUGAGGGCUUCCAGGAGGUCGAGGACCCCCUGUACCCCGGCGGUGCCUUCGACCCCCUGGGUCUGGCUGACGACCCCGAUGCUCUCGCGGAGCUGAAGGUGAAGGAGCUGAAGAACGGCCGCCUCGCCAUGGUGUCGAUGUUCGGAUUCUUCGUCCAGGCCAUCGUGACCGGCAAGGGUCCCCUCGAGAACCUGUCCGACCACCUGGCUGACCCCACCGUGAACAACGCCUGGGCCUAUGCCACCAACUUCACCCCCGGCCAGUAAAUGUUUUAUGUUGGUUUAUAAUUUCAAAAAAGUACAUAAAACAUAAAUUCUAUCAUUUUCAACAAUCCUUAAUCUGGAUUUGAUGUUGUCUUUGCACAACGAUAACGAUGUGUUAGGAUGAAGCAUACAUUUCUGACGCGUG